This is a messenger RNA of Quercus robur (English oak), 6086 nucleotides long. RefSeq names its product transcription factor PHYTOCHROME INTERACTING FACTOR-LIKE 15. The record is from RefSeq and is a predicted model, not a curated record. Gene Ontology annotation, biological process: regulation of DNA-templated transcription. The coding region runs from base 196 to 2004 and encodes 602 amino acids. Gene Ontology annotation, molecular function: protein dimerization activity; DNA-binding transcription factor activity. The transcript has 9 exons. NCBI's taxonomy places the organism in Eukaryota, Viridiplantae, Streptophyta, Magnoliopsida, Fagales, Fagaceae.
GGUGCCAGAUGAGAUGUCGUGGCCUAUGUUAAGCCAUGUAUACAAUAGAAAAGAAAAGUAAUGUCGUGGCCUAUAAAUCCAGUCCUCCUUAAUUCAUUUGUUAACUUGAUAGUCCUCCUGCUUCUUUAACCAACAAAGAAAAUUCAGGAAACUAAAAAGGAGUUGCAGUAAGGGAAAGAAACUGUUUGUCAGGAGAUGCUUGAAUCAACAAAACCGAGGAUGACUAGCAGCUUGGCUUCUCUAGCUUCUACGUCCGAGGAUGACUUUGUAGAGCUAGUAUGGGAAAAUGGUGAGAUUCUUAAGCGAGAUCGAUCAGGAAAGACUCAAAAGGGUCAUUCAUGCACUGGGUGUAAUUUAUUCCCUUCCAAUGCUCAGGUGGAGAAUAGAGCAAACGUGCAUAUGAAGAGAGCAAGGUCAGGGAAUGAGUCCUCAUUCUCAGAUUUCUUAGGUCACAAGAAUGGUGACUUGGACUUUACCAAUAACAAUUCUUCACAAAAUGGUUAUCAUCUUGACUCAUUCAGCGGAUUGUAUAAAUGCAAAUUGGAACAAAAUAACAGUAAGAGCAAAGACAAGCACCCCAAAGAUUCCCAAGUUGUUCUGAAACACGACACUGCAAAUUUCAGACAUAGUAAUGCAUCUGAGUUUGUACUGAGGAAUUCCAAGCUUGCUACCUCCAGGAGUACUCAGCUUCAUCCACAUUCCUUGUUUUGCCAAGAAUCAGAUUCACUUGUAACAAUGGGUGGACUGCUCACAUCGACCUUGCCUGAGCAUGAUUCACUACCUGAUAAGAAAACUGGGACAGUGAAUGUCUCCUACUUAAGACCUGCAGCUCUUCCUACAGUUAAUAGUCAGUACAGCAGUGUGUUCAGGCAGGCAAGCAGUCUGGUUUUAUCAAGAGCUGAGGAAUUGAAAGGCAGCAAUGAUGAGAGGCCUGCUCUAUUUAGUAGCAACCCCUUUGAGUCAACAGUGAUUGAACUAGGCAGUGGUUCAAAAACAGGUCUUCAGAAUCAACCAGAUGCAGAGCUAACAGCACCUAUUUCCAAGACCAAGGAGUCACUCCCUGAUGAGCACUCUGAAGCUUUUGGCCGUAGGAAUCAUAAAUCUCAUGACCAACUUCUAGGCCAAGCCUCAAGGUUAGCAGCAAAUACACCUGGCGAAAAACCCAAUAUCCAACAGUUUAUUGAGCCACUGGUUGCAUCUUCUUCAAUAUACUCACUUGGAGCUUCAAAUGAGCCAACAUAUUCUUUGAGGAGGACAUAUGAUGACACUGAGGAAUCCGCAUAUCGAAGUGAAGUAAUUAGAAAGAAUAUUGAAGAACCACAGACAAAACAGGCACCUGCUCGUGGAGGUACAGGUACCAAGAGAAGCCGAACUACAGAAGUUCAUAAUUUUUCUGAAAGGAGGCGAAGAGAUAAAAUAAACAAAAAGAUGCGUGCAUUAAAAGAGAUCAUACCCAAUUGCAGUAAGGUGGGCAGAGUUUCAAUUCUUGACGAGGCCAUUGAGUAUACGAAAACCCUUCAGCUUCAACUAAAGAUUAUGUCAAUGGGGGCUGUUGUUUGUAUGCCUCCGAUGAUGUCACCUAUGCUGAUGCAACAUAUCAAUGCACCACAUUUCUCCCCCAUGGGUGCUGGGAUGGGUAUGAGAAUGGGCACCAGAAUGGGUUUCAGCCCGACACAGUUCCCUACUUCACAAGUAGGAGCCACUGCUCUGCCUGGGAUCACAGGAACUGGUUUUCAAAUGCUUGGAAUUCCUGGCCAACCAUUUCCCAUGUCAGUUUCACAUGCACCCUUCAUUCCUUUGAUUGGUGGACCCUCUACACAAUCAUUUCCAGCAUCUGGUAUCUCUGGAGCUGCCCCCCCUGUGGAGUGUGCUUCCCUAACAAGUUCAAAGGAUUACAUUCAUAACAUAAACUCAGAAUUGAUGAACAAUGCAAACACUGAAUGCUCAAAGAUCCAAACAUCAAGUCAGCUUGCCGCAACAAGUGUCCAAAAAAUCAUUUAUUGAAGAAGAGGAUGAAGAUAAGGGCCAUUCAAGAACAACCUUCAGUUUACUUGCAUUUUCUUAGUCAAGCCAAUCAUACAAAUGGUUCCUUAUGGUUGUGUGCCCUGAGGCACAGCGGAUUCCUUGAUGAUGACUAUUCAUACAGAGGGAACAAGGUCAUCAAGCUAUAUGAAUUUUAUCGGAUGGUUCCAAAGACGUAGGGCACUUUAACCACUCAUGACACAGGUUGUUUUCAGUUGAAACAAUGCUGGAAUGGUAACAAAUAUUUUUCAAAAGCAUGUGUUACAACUUGGAUUUGGCAAUUCUUUCCAAGAGGUUAUUGCUCAUUGACACCAUUACCAUGGGAUUGCAACCUUCCCUUCACUGCAGUGAAGAAAAUAUCCAAAGGUUUCAUGCCAACAUGAGAGCAUUUCGGAAUCGACACAAUAAACCUUUGAAGUACUUACCAGAAAGGCUUGCAGUGAGCAUAAAAGAGAUCACUUUUGCGAUAAUUCACGCGGAGGCAGCUUUUAUGCCCAUAAACAUUUCUGUAAAUGAACAAAAACUUGAAUGUAUUUUGCUUCAUUUGUUUUUGAAAGCUAGGUUUCUCUAAUAUAGUUGUAUUUGAUUGGUCCAGUAAAGAAUUUUGCUGAGAGGACAGAUAUACUUGCCUGUACCUCAUCAACACAGAAAGAAAAAUUAGGCAUCUCUGUCAUUCCACCUGUGCCAAAAGUUGAGUCCAUCUCAUAUACUUGUAAUUAGGUGCUCUAAUAGUUUUUGCUCUGCAGCUUCAUUCUCAAAUAUAUUGUGUUCAGCGAGAGCCCUUUUUUUUACUAAUGGCAAUUGCAAAAAUGAGAUGUCACCCAAUAUCAAGAUUGGUUAGCUCAUUAACAUCCAUUGCAAGAUCAUGGGAGAAGGAACUUGGAUCUGCCACAUAUCGUUCGUCCUUCAUCUCCAACAAUAAACUCUUUAGAAUCUCUUGGAUUUUAAUUACCUGUGGAUGCAUUAUAUUUAUGCCCCUUGCAUGAAAAAUGUGAUUAAUACCACCUACCUGAAUCCAGUUACUUCCAGGUUUCUUUAUUUAGCCCUUCUCUUUUAUUAAUGUUCUUAGCUUCGACACAUCUUUCCAUCUCUUAGUAGAGGCAUAUAUAUUGGCUAAAAGAACAUGGUAGCCUGAAUCUUUCAGAUUUUUAUGGAGAAUGUGCUUCCCAACAAGCUCCACGUUGUUAUGAACUCUACAAGCACCAAGCAAGCUUCCCAAAACAUUUAUGUCUGGUUCCACUGGCAUCAUCUAUAUUUAUAUAUUUCUAAAAGAUGAAGCGUAGUAUUUAAUGUUGUUACGCUCACAUUGAGUCACAUAAGCAGUCACGUCAUUCCCAUCAUCUUUUCUGAAUUUUUAAUUUAAUUUUAAAAUAGAUUUUACCAAUUUUAAAAUACUAAUAAAAAUAAAAUUAUUUCUAGCCCUAUCUCUACUUUAAAGUCCACUUCUUAUACAUUUAAUUCCACUAUAAAGCCCAAGCCCACACUCAAAGCCUUUUCAACUAAAUCCCUGAUGUUUUUUCAUGGUUACAACUUCCUGUCUCCCAGUCCCACGUUUUGUUUCAUUGUUUCAGGUUUAGUCCCUUCCCCUUCCCCACUUUUUGAUUCUCACGGUUUCAACUUAUGUUCUACGAUUUCAGCUUCUGUUUUGGCUUCUAACGGCAACCUCUCUGUCUUCCUUCCUUCCCCUACUCACAUCUAUAUAAAUACUGAAGUAAGUGGGGUGGUUUAGUUGAGGUAUCCCUACAUUCCAAUUUCUUUUGUGCUCUGUUCUUUUGCUUGAUGGUUAUGAUUUUCUAGCUAUAUUGAAUCUAUAUAUUAAAUCUGUCACCUUUUACUAUUUUGUGCUGUGCUCUAUUCUUUUGUUUGAUGGUUGUUGUUGUUUUUUUUUUUUAGCUAUAUAUAAUAUAUUAAAUCUGUCAUCUUCUUAUUAAUCUUAUUUUUCCACUUGUUGGUUGGUUUCUCACUGUCCCAAAAAGCCAACAGUAUGAUUUUGAAUUCUAGAUUCUAUAUUUUAUUAUGCGAAUUGGAAGGUUUAACAUCAAUUAAGACAGAUAUCAUGUGCUUUCUUAUGAUAUAAAAGCCAUGGAAGAGUUGGGUUUUUGGCUUUACAUUGUUCAUGGAAUUGUUUAAUUAGUUUUGUAGUUUCGUACAUUUGAUAGUCUUCAAUUUGUUUGUUCUGUCUAUUUGUUAUGUUAUUGUAGUUGUUUGUUGUGUUAUAGGAACUGUUCAAUGUGUAAAUAAAUUGUAUAUUUCUGUUUUAAACUAUUAAUUUCUUUUAUUUAUAACAACAAUUGUUAAUAUCUUAGACAUUGAUACAUGAGGUGUGGAUUUCUGACUUGGCUUUGAUUGUUUGAACUAUUUGAUGUGCUCAUCCCACACUUAGGAUUGUUCAUUAUCGGUUUUAUGGUACAUUCUAAUGUUGAAAUUUUGUGCACACCAUGUGUUUGACAAAAUGUAUUACUUACUCUUGCAUUAGUUUAUAUCCACUUCAUGGUUUGUGCCUGUUGGUUUUAGUUGCCAUUGGUCAUUGCAUUUUUUCUAAUGUGCAUUUAGGCAUACUAUGUCAUCAACAUAAGUGGCAAUUUAGUACUAUGUACACUAGAACUUUCCAUCAUCAAAACCCAAGUUGCAACAUUAGAAAAUUUAAUAAUCUUCUUAAAUAGGAAUGAAUUAUGGACUAUACCUUCUUUAUUAAUAUAUGUAUAUAACUAAAUAGCUACAACUUUAAAUUUGAUUGAGAUCAUCUAGAUAGACAUGUUUUAUAAAUUAAUUGUGGUAAAGUGAAACAAAAAAUUACAUCUAAUUAUAUGUAGCCAUUCUUGGACCUCAUACUCCUAUUAAUGGCCUGCAUCUUUCCUAAAUAUCUAAGUCAAGUCAAUUACAUUUCAAAUGUAUGCAAUUCAUAUCACUUCCUGGUGGUAGUUUCUUAUUUGAUGUGUUGUUUAAGAAAAUAGGGCAAUGAUUAGUGAAGGAAAAGACAAUUCAAUUUUGGUUAGUGGAGAUAGAGAUGCUGGUAAAAUUGAGACAACAAAGAUGCUCAUGAGAUAUCUUGCACACUUAGGCGGGCAAUCUGGAGUAGAAGGACGCACAGUUGGAUUUCAAAUUUUCCCAAAUGAGUAUAUGCUUGGCAUAUUAUCAAAAGAAUUAAGUAAGAAGCAAGGUUAAUGUCCACAUUGACCUUUAAUAUCACAGUCCAACCCAGUUCUUAAGGCCUUUGGCAAUGCCAAAACAAUUCAAAACAACAACUCAAGGUUUUUAUUAGUUUUCCGUGGUUUGCUUUUCAAUGAAGACUAUCUUUACACUUUUAUUUCUUUCAUUUCAAUUAUACAUACUGCAUAUAUAUUUCUUGAUUAUGCAUAUGUUUUAGGUAUCUCUGUUUGAACUUCUCAUUAUAAUGUCUCUUUCACGUCAUAGUGACAUUAUUAUGUAGAUAUAGUUGGGUAGAAAUUAGAACGAAUCUGCUAGAAAGUUCACCUGUUUGCUAGAUUACCAAUUCAGAAAGAAAAUACCAUUGCUUUUACCUCCUAUGUGCCACACCACUUGAGGUAUUUUACAAUAUUCUGCUCAUUAAUUUGUCUCUUUAUAUAUGUCAUUUUAAAUAUAAGUUCUAUUUCAAGUUAUUUAUUUAUUUGUUUUUUUAAAUUUGCUCGCAUUUUCUUUUUAUUAGGGAGGAUUUGAUAUGAUCUGCAGUGGGAGAGACAAGAUUGAAACUCUAGAGCAUUUAAGCAAGCAGAAGAAACAGCAUUGAAGCUUGAUUUGGACAGGCGUUAAUAUGUUUUUACUUAUGUAGUGAGCCACAUCAAGUGUAGUUUCUACUCAUUAUAAUGUCUAUCAAUAUUGUAUGCAUUGUUUGAGGACUCAGGCUAUAUUGUAAAGCUGUUUGUACCAUAAAAUUGUUCAUUUCCCUGCCUUUGUAUUGAUUAAUAACAGCAGCUAGAUAGAUGUGUGGCCUAGCAAAAUGCCACAUGUUGAAAUUAUCAUUUCUUUAAACUUUAAAGUUCACCUGUUAAGGCAACAUGGAGCAGUUGUAAGUUAUUAAUGAAAAGAGGAUAUGGAUGCACUGA